CGCACAAUGCAGUCUUAUCACUUAAAAGCAAUAAAAGUUGAAAUCAAGGAAAAAAUCAUCACAAGUAAUGUGGGCAAUGACGCAUCCUGUGUGUUAGCCGCUGGCGGCAAGGGACCACGAAUAGUGGAACACUCCCCAUUGUGGCGGAAGAAUUUUCCCAUUUAAAUGGAAAUGGGUGGCUCCAGUGGUGGACUAGUUGCAUUUUUGCUUGUGCUGAACGAAGUCAGAUCGUCAACUUCUGAGCUGAACCAUGACAGAUAAAUUCAAACAGGAAGUCCUCGCGGAGCACAACCGUCUACGCGCCCAGCACUCGGCAGCACCGCUAGUCCUGGAUGAGUCCAUGUGUCAGUAUGCACAAGCCUGGGCCAACAAUCUGGCUAGUAAGAACAUUCUUCAACAUCGUACCGAGAAAAGAUUCGGCGAGAAUCUGUACGUCGUUUUCGGCAAGGCAAGCUGUUCCGGGGCGGAUGCAGUGCAGAGCUGGUACAAGGAAAUCAAGGACUACACCUUUGGUCAACCGGAUCCGGGGGUGAAGUUUUCCAAGGUUGGCCACUUUACGCAGGUCGUUUGGAAGAGCUCGAAACGAUUGGGUGUGGGUAUGGCCAUCGCCAGUGGAGGGAAUGGGGUGUACGUGGUUUGUAACUACGACCCACCGGGAAAUUUCAAGAAUCGUUACGCGGAAAAUGUGACCAGCAAGUGAGUGCGAAAGCCUAAACAAUAAAUAAUAUGGAAAAUCU
This is a messenger RNA of Aedes albopictus (Asian tiger mosquito), 737 nucleotides long. RefSeq lists its product as uncharacterized. The transcript is spliced from 2 exons. The coding region runs from base 251 to 700 and encodes 149 amino acids. The record is from RefSeq and is a predicted model, not a curated record. Gene Ontology annotation, cellular component: extracellular region. NCBI's taxonomy places the organism in Eukaryota, Metazoa, Arthropoda, Insecta, Diptera, Culicidae.